This is a messenger RNA of Talaromyces marneffei, 621 nucleotides long. RefSeq lists its product as uncharacterized. The transcript has a single exon. The record is from RefSeq and is a predicted model, not a curated record. The coding region runs from base 1 to 621 and encodes 206 amino acids. Lineage: Eukaryota; Fungi; Ascomycota; Eurotiomycetes; Eurotiales; Trichocomaceae.
AUGUCUCAAGCGGUAAACAUAACUGAACCUAAUCUCCUACAGGGAUUCUGUGGAACGAAGGAGCUUUCCAGUCUUGACAACAACUCAUUCAAAUUAUCACCAGAAUCAGCAUCACAGCUACACCAGGUGAAGCUAGUUCUACUGCAGCCUCUCGCCAAUGCAGAUAUGCUCAAAGACUGCCGUGAUCCAAACUCGCGCAUAGUUUGCAGGCCUAACGAUUCUCGCUGCCUUACUUCAAAUCGCGAAUAUCUCAAUUUACAACCACUCAGCAAGAGUUGGAGGCAAGAGUUGAUAAAAAUUACGCCCAUUCCUGAACUGAUUUUUGAUCUCACUUUACCGAACGAGGGCAAAGAGAAUAACCACACAUUUACAAAAGUGUACUGGGAUACAGCCAUGCCUCAAGAAGACAGUAUCGGCAUUCAUACACGAGAUGUUAUGACUUUGGUAAUCACUAUCGCCACCGAGAUAAGGAUGCGAACCAAUGGUGACGUGUCGUUCGAGGUUAUCUAUGAUGAUACUGAAGGAGUAUCGCUGAAGGGAAUGUCACUUCUGAAGAAGCAGCUUCUUGCACUUAGUAACAACAAGCUUCCUAUACGUGGAGAUGAGAAAGAGGACUUCUAA